Molecule: messenger RNA, 2298 nt
Organism: Torulaspora delbrueckii
Lineage: Eukaryota; Fungi; Ascomycota; Saccharomycetes; Saccharomycetales; Saccharomycetaceae
Exons: 1
Coding region: 1-2298 (765 amino acids)
Biological process (GO): protein deubiquitination
Cellular component (GO): cytosol; nucleus
Molecular function (GO): cysteine-type deubiquitinase activity; cysteine-type endopeptidase activity
Source: RefSeq, a predicted model, not a curated record
AUGCUUAAACGAUGGCUGAGUAAGUCAAACAAGAAGAAGAGUGUGAGAGAUGAUUUAGAUGCAAAUUCGCAAUUGACGCCCGAGGUGGAAGAUCGCGACGAGGCCUAUGAAUCUACAGAUUCCCUCUCCAAGCCCCUGCCUGUGCGAAUUAAUGAAAGAAGAAAGACUUCUGCGACUCUUGUUAAUAAUCAAGCUCAUGAUCCACCAUUCAAUGAUCGGCUUGCUAUGCUUGAUGGGUAUACAGGAAGUGAUACGAUGCAAAGCUUGUUAAGCACUUCCGUUGAUACUGCGAUCGAUCUGAACUCAUCCGGUCUCUUAUUCACAAAAAUCACUGAGAGCAUGCCUUUUGGUGAUGGUUCUAAUAAGGUAUUUGGCUAUGAGAAUUUUGGAAAUACAUGUUACUGUAACUCAGUGCUCCAAUGUCUCUAUAACUUGACUGAGUUCAGGCUGCUACUCCUGCAGCACCUGGAGAGAGAUCCAAAGAUCAAGAGAAAGCGUAAAUCGGAAAUGCCGGGCAAUAAUCCUCGAUUCUUUACAGAAGGCAGUUUUCAGCCUGCUUCGAAUGGGAAUUCAGGGCAUGAUAAUGGAUCCAAUGGUCAUCCGCACCAUGCACAUGGUCAUCACCAUCAACAACAAAGUAAUGGACGGAGCAUUGAUGGCAGCACCAUUAAUCCCGGUAGUAACGGUAACGUACACCAUGAAAGUAAUGAUCAUCACAAUGGAAGUGAAGGGCCUAGUGAAAAUGAAGAUCACACGAAAAACCACAGCAACAGUGACAAUUCCAAGCCAAACUUUCUACAGAGACGUAAUUCCUCAUUUUUGCUCAAGAAAUUUGAGUUUAGCGGCAAGGAAACCAUGACUAUACCAAUAGACACCAGCUCUAAAUCUCAAACUCAUGGUCCCGAACCUGUUCAUGCAACUCUAAUGGCGUCAGACGUUAUAAGCGAGAAACUUCAUGAGGAUUCUCGCAAUGUCGUGGUCGGUAGACCUCUACCGUCCAAAACUGAACCUGCUGAAACUUCUCAGUCAGUCCCAAUCUCAACUGUGAAGCCAGCUGAAACUAUGACCAGACUAGGAUCUGAAGAAGUUGUCACCAACAAUGUACCCACCAAUUCUCAUACCACGCAAAAGGUCUUUUCCAGUGAACAAAGGAAAAAGGCGGCGCUGAUAAGAGGACCAAUAUUGAACGUCGAUCAUCUUCUGAAUGAGUCGAAAGUUUCAAACCUUUAUAACAGCCUCAAAGACAUUUUCGAGUGUAUUACCGAGAACCAUUCACUAACAGGUGUUGUAUCUCCGAUUUCAUUUGUGGAGACACUAAAGAGGGAAAAUCUGCUUUUCAACACAACUAUGCAUCAGGAUGCUCAUGAGUUUCUGAACUUCCUACUUAAUGAAUUGAGUGAAUAUAUACAAAAAGACAUUGAUUCAAUUCAAGAUCCCGCAAAGAAAUAUGACAAUUUUAUUAACGGUCUAUUCCAAGGUACUUUGACCUACAGAAUUAAAUGUUUGACUUGCGAUAAUGUCACAUCUCGAGAUGAGCCCUUCUUGGAUUUCCCUAUUGAGGUACAGGAUGAUGAAGAAACCGACAUACAAGCGCUGCUAAGGAGCUAUCAGCAACGGGAAAUGCUUUCAGGAUCGAACAAAUUUUAUUGUGAUGAGUGCUGUGGUUUGCAAGAGGCGGAGAGAAAAGUUGGUUUAAAGCAGCUGCCUCAUACAUUAGCUUUGCAUCUGAAGAGAUUCAAGUAUUCAGAGGAACAAAAUUGUAACAUCAAACUUUUCAACAAAAUUCACUAUCCUCUAAAACUAGAUGUCUGUUCAUCGUUCUGUUCUUCGGUAUCUAAGAAAUACGAGUUAACUGGUAUCGUCGUUCAUAUGGGUGGUGGACCUCAACAUGGUCAUUACGUUUCUUUGUGUAAAAACGACAACUUUGGAUGGUUACUUUUCGAUGACGAGACGGUGGAAGCAGUCCACGAAAGCACUGUGUCCAAGUUUAUUGGCGACAGAGAUUCUUUAACCACUGCGUAUGUCCUAUUCUACAAGGAGAUCGCUCAAAGUGAGAAUCAAGAUUUAAGUCGUGAGCCAAAGGACUACGAAGACAACAUCGAGCAACUAAUAAAGUGCGACGAUUUGAUAAGGUCCACUUCUCUUAAAGCUGCCGCGCAAAAGGAAAGUAGCCCCGGAGUUGAAGAGACACAGGAGUAUGAUAAAGUCAGUCAGAAUGCAGAGCGUAAGACUUCUUCAUCAUCAUCGAAGAAAUCUAGACCAAAAUCAAAGCUCUUCAAUUUCAUGAGAAAUACUUGA